Messenger RNA from Diatraea saccharalis (sugarcane borer), 642 nucleotides. Lineage: Eukaryota; Metazoa; Arthropoda; Insecta; Lepidoptera; Crambidae. The record is from the annotation of a GenBank genome assembly.
AAAAGCAAACAAAUACCAAUGAUACCAGUCAUCAUAUCGUUUGGUUGUAAAUCAGCAUUACUUAUAUUAUCAAAAAAGUUUUAUGGGGCUUAUAUAACGGCACGCGUUUGCCACCAAAGUUAUUUGUUGGUUGGUUAUCUGACAUUCAUCCAGGUUUGCAAAAUGGCAUAUUUAGGUAAAGAGUUUAAGUUAGACAAAGAAGAAAAUGUGGAUGCUUUGAUUGCUUAUAUUGAUUCUGCUGACCCUAAUUCAAAAGCUAAGUCUAUCUUGCAUUUCAAACCAAAUCAGAAAAUUGUGAAGAAUGGUGACGAAUACACGAUUACACUUAACGCCGGUGAUUUUAAAAAGGAAAUAAAUUUUAGGCCUGGUGUGCCAUUCGAUGAUGAACUUGGUGAUGAUGUUAAGGUAAAAUCUACUGUCAAUGUUGAGGGUGAUACCUUUACUCAAGUAAUGGACUUCGGGGCUAAAGGCGCUAUCACUUUAAAAAGAGAAUACCAGGCAGAUUCCCUUAAAAUUGUAAGUAAUUUUAAAUAACCAAUCAAAUAGGGAUGAUGACUAAUUUUUGUUUGUUUGUACGUCAGGUAGUGUGUUAAAAAAUAAUAAAUACGUAUUUUUUUCGUAAUCAUAAAAUUACGGCUUUAC